This is a messenger RNA of Trichomycterus rosablanca, 2265 nucleotides long. It is a transcript of the gene c5ar1, whose product is annotated as complement C5a receptor 1. NCBI's taxonomy places the organism in Eukaryota, Metazoa, Chordata, Actinopteri, Siluriformes, Trichomycteridae. The record is from RefSeq and is a predicted model, not a curated record. The transcript is spliced from 2 exons. Gene Ontology annotation, molecular function: complement receptor activity; G protein-coupled receptor activity. Gene Ontology annotation, cellular component: plasma membrane. Gene Ontology annotation, biological process: inflammatory response; chemotaxis; positive regulation of cytosolic calcium ion concentration. The coding region runs from base 48 to 1109 and encodes 353 amino acids.
UGUCAAGAGUUUCUAUCUACAGCUGCUCCACACUUUAAACUGAAAUAAUGGAUUAUGACGAUUAUGAUUUUUCGAUGUUUGACGCCACGGCGAGUCCCUGCAUCAAAGAUGGAAGCUGUGAAGACUUUCAUAAGAACCCCUUGAUCAGCUGGCGUCACUGGUUCGCACUGGUCUGCUACGCCAUCGUCUUUUUGGUGGGCGUCCCCGGCAACGGCCUGGUCAUUUGGGUGACUGCGUUCCGUAUGCCCCGCUCGGUCAACGCACUGUGGUUCCUGAACCUGGCUGUGGCAGACCUGCUGUGCUGUUUAUCACUGCCCCUGCUCAUGGUACCGCUGGCCCAGGACCAGCACUGGCCCUUCGGAUUGGUGGCGUGCAAGGUCCUGCAUGGGGUUUUUUACAUGAUGAUGUACUGCAGCAUUCUGCUGCUGGUGCUAAUCAGCCUGGACCGCUGGCUCCUGGUAACCCGACCAGCCUGGUGCCAGAACUGGAGGCAUCCACGUUGGGCAAACUGGGCCUGCCUGGGCACCUGGGUGCUUGCGCUUCUGGGCAGCAUCCCCCAGUUCACCCACAUGACGGAACACGAGAAAGGGAAGAAAACAGAAUGCGUCGGCGUGUACGAAAGCAUGUUACAUGCCUCGGCGAUCGUCACGUUUCGCUUCGUCGUGGGUUUUCUGGUGCCGUUUCUCAUCAUCUGUGUCAGCCACUGGACGGUGUACCGAAGGGCAAGCCGAAGUCCGGCGAGGAGGCAUAACGAAAGGUCGGCGCGGACCUUGCGCGUCAUCCUCGCCGUGGUGCUCAGCUUCUUCCUGUGCUGGAUUCCACUGCACAUUCUGGACAUGUUUCAACUGGCCAUGCACAAAAGCGAGUCGAAGGCAAACCUGCUGCUGGCACACGUCCUGGCACACUGCCUGGCAUACUUCAACAGCUGCCUGAACCCUCUGCUCUACGUCUGCCUGGGCCGUGGGUUCAGGGAGAGCAUGACCAAGUCGCUACGGAGCGUCCUGCACUUCGCCUCCGAGGAGCCCGCCCGGGGACUCAGCAUGACCGGCAACACCAAGAGUACGACGGAAUCGAACACUGUGGCCACGGCUCACAAAGAUCAGUGUUAGAAACAGGGAGGUUGGCUCAGGGAAUCUGCAGGUUUGGGAGAAUAAAUGAAGUUAAUUAAUUUACACUUUUUAAUUCCAAUUAGAGGGAAAAUUAAGAGCGCUUGCAUGCAGUGACGCAAGUUUGAUGUUUAUACACUUUACUGUAAUCAUGUGAUUCCUUGUAUUCGCAGAUGAACCAAUAUUUAAGUGUGAAUGAUCCUCAGAAACAGCAAACAUCACAGUAAAAUCUCUCCAAACCCUCAGUUAGCGUUAUAGGUCUGGUGUUCCGCUGCAGUUUGCAGACACCAGCGUUCCUCUGCGUCUAGAGCAGCCACGGAGUCGAAUGUCGUGCGUGGGUCAGUGGCCGGUGUGGAGGUGGAAGAGACAGAACAGUUCUGGUAAAAGGACGGCGUUUGCUGGCGAGAUUUUGCGACCGCUUUGUGUGUGUUUCUGCAGCUUUCACUUUUUGCACAUUGAUGAUUACCACAAAGUGGCUUUAACCACAGUGCAAAACUGUGGGUUAGCAAACCAGUUUUCAGUAAAUGUACACUUUCUUAUCUCAACAGUACUAACAGUUUCACUAGAUUAACGACAGGAAUGAACGUAACUGGAACUCGCACCUUGAAAACAUACUUUCUUUACUAUUUUAUUUAUGCAUUUUUCCCCUUUUCUCCCAAUUUAGCGUAGCCAAUUCAUCUUGUGCCCCUUUUAGACACUGAUGGUAUAUAAACAGGGUAUAUAUGCCCGACACAUGCUCCCACAGAAGCGUGUACAGUCCACCGACAGUGGAUUCUCGUGCAUGAACAAUCACAUCCUAACCUCCACCUUCCUUCCACUUCUGUACAGGCGGGUCAGGCUACUAACCAGGGUCCUUACACAGACUAGUGGCCAAUUGUGUCUGCUGCAAGCACCACCAGUUGUGCCCACUAGGGGGCGCCCAGCUGACCGGUAGCAGAGCUAAGCUAUACAGCGACAUAAAUAUUGAACUCCAGAGAGUUAAUUCCUUGAUUUAGAAUAAACCUGAUGUACUUGUUCUUUUCUGUAAUACCAUUUUUUAAAAAUUAUAUUCUCAGAUUUUUCAUGUAAGUCAUACUGAAAUGGCUUUGCAUUUUGUAUGUAUAGUGAAUUUGUAUCAUAACAUUUUAAAAUUAGCCAUAACUGAUGGCGAAAUAAAAAU